Messenger RNA from Metarhizium brunneum ARSEF 3297, 3768 nucleotides. RefSeq names its product ATPase family AAA domain-containing protein 3C (gene ATAD3C). Lineage: Eukaryota; Fungi; Ascomycota; Sordariomycetes; Hypocreales; Clavicipitaceae. The record is from RefSeq and is a predicted model, not a curated record. Gene Ontology annotation, molecular function: ATP binding; ATP hydrolysis activity.
AUGGAUUCCAACAAGAAAGCACACGUUGCUGACAUGUCUUGGCCUUUCUCACCUCCCAGGCCAACUGCGCCAACCAGUCCUGCUACAUCUAUCGCAUCGGACACCGUGUCGGAUCGGGAGGUUGACAGUAUGGCCUCUGCUGAACGUUUCGUGAAUGCCAUCGAAAAGCUUAUAACGGCAAAGCUCUCUGAUAAUCCUUCAUCAAGUGAUGAAGCCGUAGAGCCGGUAAGGAGAACAGUACGGCCCAGCCGCGCUUCAACCCUGGCAUUCAAACGCGUGGAAGAAGCUUGGGACGACAAGACAUACAAGUACAAAAUUGUUGAAGCAGCGAAGUCCAGCGUUGGGGACCUCGAUCAAUACGUGUUUGUCGUUCGGGAAAGGAUUGACAGGAGGACCUGUGAAAAAACGCCGUUCAUCGAUAUCAAAUCUCCGUCAUUGAGAGACAUUCUACGAGAGGCUUGUCGCGACAUUCGAGGUGUCUCUCUCGCUGAAGAUGCCCCAUCGGUCGAGCAGAAUGUGCUUUUCCACGUCCGGCGCUUCUUGAGAUGCCGCCAGGAUCGCGCUGUCGACAUCCAGGACACAGUUACACAAAGCCACUUGGACCUGCUGGUGGGCUACAUCGAUACAACGUUCAGAUCAGUCGAGGACCACCUGUCAGCCCUUCUCGUGAAAGGCGAGAUCACGUAUGACUUACUGUGGGCCCUCUUCGAGCCAAAUACUGAGGUGUACACGACCUGUCCCGGAACCGGUGCUCCUAGAUGUGUGCUAUACAACCAUUGCGAAGAGAUGCAGGAAAUGGAUGGGUCCAAGUUUAUGCACCUGGAGACUCGCUUCCUGAGUACGAAUGGCAAGUUCCUCGGCGAGGCAUCCGACAGAAGCAGGAUCCCAUUUUUCCGAGGUGCUAAGAGAAUUGAGCUUCUUCCAGCGUAUCCUCUGCAAUACCAUCCAAAUCGCGAAAGGGUUGCGCGGGAAUUGACCCAGUGCGGCCGUCGAUUUGUCUCGUUAAUCGGAGCUCAUCAUCGUCAGUACAUAGGAACGGCUUUCUACGUGGACAAGGAAGGGGAAAUCGUGAAGCGUCAUGUCAAAGGGCGCAUUAUGGUGGAUGCUGUCUGUUUUCAGGAACAAAAUCCGAACCAUCCAGUGCCGCGCGUCCGCAACGUGAGACCAAGGCUCUCGGACAUAGGACCAGGUGAAACGGCCAGCCUCGAACAUCUUGACGUGGCUCAGCUGGAGGAAAUUGACCUUCUUAUCUGCAGCGCAACGGUUUUGGGGUUCUGCCUUGGGACCAAAACAUUCCUUGAGUUUGCGGUUGCCCACAUCUCUGACAUUUCUUGGAGUCCGUCGUCCUAUGAAGAUGUCAAGAUGCCAGAGCAGCAAAAGAAACCUAUCUGGGCUCUUGCAGAGACCUUUUUGAGUCGUGACAAAACCAGCGCCUUUAAAGACCUCAUACAAGGGAAAGGGCGAGGCAUCAAUUUCUUGCUUUACGGGCCUCCUGGUGUCGGAAAGACUUUGACGGCCGAAACAAUCGCAGAGUCCUACAAGAGACCCCUUUACACGGUACCGGCAGGGCAAAUCGGCGUGGACCCAGUGGGUGUGGAGAGGGUCUUAACGACAAUCUUCAAGAUUGCAAGCCGCUGGAAGGCCAUCCUGCUUCUGGAUGAGGCGGAUGUGUUUUUGGCUCAGCGCUCUGACAGCCCACAUGCCAACGCUCUCGUCUCUGUGUUCUUGCGUGAACUGGAGCAGUAUGAUGGCAUUCUUUUCCUUACAACCAACCGAGUGCAGUCGUUCGACGAAGCGAUGAUCAGCAGAAUUCACCUUGCCUUGCAUUAUGAGCCACUGGGAAAAGAUGCACGUAAGGCGGUAUGGCAGUAUUUCUUGGAACAGGCAAUAACCAAGAGCGGGACACCGGAUUGCCAAAAGCUGAUUGACAGUUUGGCGGACGUGGAUUUGAAUGGCCGCGAGUUAUGGAGAGCAGAUCUGAAAGCACUCUCCCGAACUUCGAGAUACAUGCACGAGCUUGUUGCCAGCAAGCUUUGGCAAUCUGUGGCAAUCAAGCCGCGGAGCGAAUAUGACCUUCAUCGCAUUUCAGUUGCGGCCUUUCCGCAAUCUUGUCUGCAACUUGCCAAAGAGGUUCAUUUUCGCUCCGAGGUGCAAUAUGCUACUAUCAGAAGAUGUCCCCAUGCUAAGGAUCACGGCGAUCCAUGGCGCUCUGACGAUGACGAUGACGACGAUAUCAAUGCUGAAUAUAACAAUGACGAGGACUCGGAUGAUCUGCGCUUUGUUUGCCUUACCAAGAAAGCCGAAUCAUUACUACGACGACUCGAGGACACCCAAUUGCGCAGCUUCAGCUGGAACUUGGGUACAUGCGUUCCACCUGAAAUUCUCGGUGCCGAUGGUGUUAUCCCGCAAAAACAGCCCCUAAUUCGAUCCUUACGCUUGACAACCGACUUUACCUGCCUUCACUAUUUCGAUGCAGAAUGCGGGAUAGAUCUAUCACGUUUCCGCCAGCUUCGUCAACUAAGUUGGAAGGCACCUAAUGCUGAUAAUCUCGACACCCUUUCCGUCGCUAUCCGAAAUAAUUCAACGCAUCUGGAGAAGCUGGAGUUAGAUUUCGUACACUGGCAAAAACUUCAGGAUGACCUAGGUUAUUACGAUGAUAACGAUGACACUAGUGGCAUUUUGCCACAAAAUUACUUCAUUCGCAGAGUUCUCUUUUUGAAUAAACGCUCUCCGCGUCCUUUGUUACCAGCAAACCGCGUCCUACUCCUUUCACAGGUGCCCAUUGCAGCUGAGAUGACAGACGUCAUCAAUUUCGACAUCCUUGUUUCCCUGACGCUGCGGAUCUGCCUCGGCUGGGACCGAUUUUUACAGCGUGUCAUACAGCUCAACGUUCCGAUAAAUCUGAAGACACUCGAGAUUCAAGAAUCGAGCAGUGUAUCAUGUAGCUGGACGGAGGAUAUCCUCGCAGAUUUCCUGAAUGCAUUUGAGGGACUUGAAGAGCUUUACAUAAGUCACGUAGGGCCGGUUCCAGGCCUUGGUUUCUGGAACCGUAUCAUCCAUCGUCAUACAACGCUCAAAAGGUUUGUACAUCACCAGAGAACCAUCGAUAUUGACGAUGAGUCACCUCACUUUGAAGAGGAGCAUGACUUAUCCGAUCUUGCCAUUCUCGGACGCGAAUUGCGCCAGAUAAAAGAAGCCCCUUCGCAGAAUCCCUUGGCUUGGCUCAAUCUUGAAUUCAUUGGACUAGCCUGUGUCCCUGAACGUUUGAAAUACCUGCUGCUUCCUUUCAAGUCGAAGACCUCCUUGAAGGUACUCCACAUUCGCCAGUCAGGUUCAGACCUUAAACACUACGCAUCCUGGGCCGUGGAGGGGCAGGAUCGUACCUCGAGACAAGGAAGUGUGGCUUCGCAUAAUAGUAUGGAGUCUGUACCCUGGACUGACUCGAGCGUCACAAGUCUACCUACCGAGAUGGAGGACGCGACUGUAAGACACGAGGCUUGGCUUAGGCAUAGAAUGCGGAAUGAAUUUUGCCGCUUCGCUGAGUGGGUGUUUGGACCAUAUGGAAUUAGCUCGCUGCAGAUCAUGGCAUUCGGAGACUUUGCCUAUGGAGGCCGCUCAAUCACGAAUAACUUCCAUUUCGGCAGAAACACAGAGGGAAACAGUCAUUUCCGCCUCCUCAGCGAAUACGAACCAGAGUGGAAGAAUAUCCGAGACGAGUAUCUCAAUGCAUUAGGUGCUUGUCCAGUUGAGCCACUUCUUGGAGAUUGA